CUUCAGCACUAGCAUUACGGUCAACGUGCUUAUCGGUGUCGGUGUAGGGGGUGAUGCUUAUGCCUGGGCGGCUAAUACUGGUGGGCGCUAUUAGUUCGACGCUUCACGACAUGUGCACUGCCACGCCAGGGCGGCCAGGGUCAGCUGUCACGUUGAAGGCGAGGCAUACUGCCUCAGUUUCGCUCUCUUCUCCGCUGCUUUCAAUAUGGGCUGUUGUGGGGAAUCAGCGAGUGCUCCUGACACCCAGUAUGCGAACAGGGUACAGCCUGUGAACACUGGUAUCAUCAACCAGCAGCCUGGUCCUCAUCCGGGCGCUCAACAUCACGGACAGUCGUUGGCAGAAAAACCACCAUUGCUCAUCCCUCAUGGACCUUCUCCGCCUCCACCAAGCUUUCAUCAGAACAACAGGUCGAUAAACGGCUCGUCUUGGAAUCACACACCGUCACCACCUCCGCAAGGCUCGGUUUACGCAACUCCUUUGAGUCCCAACCUUGGAGGCCCACCGUUGAUGUCACCCCCGGCUGCGUAUAAUCCCUCAGGACCGUCCAAUUCUACCAUGUUCUUUCCGCCUCUCUUCCACCCUGACCCCGUCCAUGUUCCGCCAAGGAACGGCAGUAUCCCCCCUUCAAUAUCCACUGCAGUACCACACACAUCUCCAGCAAGGGUUGAUCAGGUACCUUCAGACGAGGGGAAAAUGUCCAUCUCUAUCGACUUCGGAACAACAUUUUCUGGUGUUGCAUAUGCCUCGUCUCGAAUUGCGUCUGGGAAGAUACAACAAAUCCUUCAUUGGCCUGGAUCUUUCGAAACUUUCCGCAAGGUGCCUACGUGCUUGCUCUACGACGAACAUGGUCGAGUUCUUGCAUGGGGACUGGAAGCGAAGAACGCCAGCACCAUGCCUGGUACUACGCGUUGCGAAUGGUUCAAGCUUUUCCUCGAACCGCGUGCUCUUCGUGAUGAAAGUACAAUUGACCCUCGACUACCUCAAUUACCUCCCGGUAAAACAGCAAUGGAUCUCAUCAUCGACUUCUUAUCGUGUCUGUGGGAAUACGCUAAAGAGCAAAUUACUCGUGACAUUGGAGCUGUAGCAGAUCUCAACUCGGCUGAUGUGCUCGUGACGUGCCCGGCAGCAUGGGAUGCUAAAGGAUGCGAUAUGAUGCGCGAAGCUGCCAUCGCCGCAGGCCUUGUGCAGUCUGCUCAUGCAGGCGAUGGUCGCUGGCGCGACAGGUUGCGUAUCAUCACCGAACCAGAGGCUGCGGCUGUCCACUGUGCCAGACUGACGGACCUGCACAAGCUCAAGCCAAACCAGAACUUUAUGAUAUGUGACGCUGGUGGCGGUACAGUCGACCUCGCCGUCUACAAAAUCAUUGGGCAAAUGUCCAACCUUGAGAUCGCCGAGAUGUGUGCUCGAUCUGGAGCCAAUUGCGGUUCCCUUUUCCUUGAUUUGCGAUUCCGAGAGCUCGUAAAAACUCUUUUGGCUGAUCAUCCUGCACAUUUGGAUGCCGCUAGUCUCGCCUAUUUCAUGCAUUCUUUCAGCCAGACCGAUAAGCUCGCAUUUAGGGGCGAGAGCGACGAUGACACAUACUUCAACUUCACAUGUUUCAAUGUUCAGGAUCCCCACGAUUCUUCCGUUGGAUUGAUCAAUGGAGAACUUGCUAUUCCAGGGAAUCUCAUCCGCCGAGAGGUCUUUGAUCCCGUAGUGAAUCAGGUCCUCGAGAUGAUCGAAGAACAGUCAAAGAAGGUUGAGCAGCGCAUCGAUGCCCUGCUUCUCGUGGGAGGGUUCGCUGGCAGCGAAUAUUUAGUUAGAAGAGUUGAGGCGCAAUUUUCGGGGAGAAUCAAGGUCAUCGCUCGCCCUUCUGACGCCGACACGGCUACAGUGCGAGGUGCCGCACAGUACGGACUUGCUCGUAAAUCAAUCGUAUCCACCGUGAUCGCUCCACGAUCAUACAUUAUGAAAGUGAAACUCCCUGCUGAACCAGAGGACUGGGCCAAACGUCCUGCAUACAUCAAGGAAAACAAUGCGAACGUUCCCAUUUGUGACAACCGUUUGCAAUACUUGGUCAUGAAGGGUGCCAUCCUGCGAAAAGGCCAAAUAUUGAAGACGAAAUUUUGCAAAUUCUCACAGAAUGGACAGGAUUGUAUAUUCGUAGCUGUGUUGUAUACUUCCGACUCGGACAGGAUGAUGCGAUAUACUGACGAAGGCGAAACAACGGAGCUCUGUAAAUGGACUGUCAAUCUGAGUUCUCUGCCCACGUUCCAGCAGAAUGCCAGCAUACCGCAGCCCAACGGCUUCUUCACAGAAUUCGAACUGGGUUUGGAGAUUGAUAGUGCGGAGGUCCGAGGUGUUUUGUACUACGAGGGGCAGGAGUGGAGCAGAGUUGUCUUUGAUUUUCUCAAUUGAUUGGCAUGUUAAUUGUAAGGACUAGCAUGUACUUGCUCUGCUUGCCUGGAGUAUGGUUGCGUUAUUAUUAAUGUUCAUAAGUAUGUUCCUGGCGCUGCUUGCUAAAUAUAUAUACGAUGGUGGAAUG
This is a messenger RNA of Suillus paluster, 2525 nucleotides long. Its product is annotated as actin-like ATPase domain-containing protein. Bases 206 to 2398 code for a protein of 730 amino acids. Lineage: Eukaryota; Fungi; Basidiomycota; Agaricomycetes; Boletales; Suillaceae. The transcript has 18 exons. The record is from RefSeq and is a predicted model, not a curated record.